ACCAACUUCAACAGUAUCAUCAAACACUUACAUUUCUCUUGAUAUAAACACAAUGGCAGCUGCAACAAUGGCUCUUUCUUCCCCUUCUUUUGCUGGACAGGCGGUGAAACUCUCACCCUCUGCCUCAGAAAUCUCUGGAAAUGGAAGGAUCACUAUGAGAAAGGCUGUCGCCAAGUCAGCCCCAUCUAGCAGCCCAUGGUAUGGCCCUGACCGUGUUAAGUACUUGGGACCAUUCUCUGGUGAGUCACCAAGCUACUUGACCGGUGAAUUCCCUGGUGACUACGGCUGGGAUACCGCUGGACUUUCAGCAGACCCAGAAACCUUUGCCAAGAACCGCGAACUUGAGGUGAUCCACUGCAGAUGGGCUAUGCUUGGUGCUCUUGGCUGUGUCUUCCCUGAGCUAUUGGCUCGUAACGGCGUCAAGUUCGGUGAGGCUGUGUGGUUCAAAGCUGGAUCCCAAAUCUUCAGUGAGGGUGGACUUGACUACUUGGGCAACCCAAGCUUGGUCCAUGCACAAAGCAUCUUGGCCAUCUGGGCUUGCCAAGUUGUACUCAUGGGAGCCGUUGAAGGUUACCGUAUUGCUGGUGGCCCUCUUGGUGAGGUUGUCGACCCACUCUACCCUGGUGGCAGCUUCGACCCACUGGGUCUUGCUGAAGACCCAGAGGCAUUUGCUGAGCUCAAGGUAAAGGAGAUCAAGAACGGUAGACUUGCCAUGUUCUCUAUGUUCGGAUUCUUCGUUCAAGCUAUUGUUACCGGAAAGGGUCCAUUGGAGAACCUUGCUGACCACCUUGCAGACCCCGUUAACAACAACGCUUGGGCUUUUGCCACAAACUUUGUCCCCGGAAAAUGAAACUUUUUAAACAAUCUUAAUAUUCCUUGUAAAGUAGUAGUGAGUUACUUGACAAUAGAAUGGAUUGUUUUUCUUUAAUAUUUCAAUGUUUGUGUAGUACUGAGUAACAUCUUACUAAGCUAUGAAUCAAAUGUUGCCACUUUCAU
This is a messenger RNA of Solanum lycopersicum (tomato), 996 nucleotides long. RefSeq names its product chlorophyll a-b binding protein 1C, chloroplastic. The record is from RefSeq and is marked validated. NCBI's taxonomy places the organism in Eukaryota, Viridiplantae, Streptophyta, Magnoliopsida, Solanales, Solanaceae. Gene Ontology annotation, biological process: photosynthesis, light harvesting in photosystem I; response to light stimulus. Gene Ontology annotation, cellular component: plastoglobule; chloroplast thylakoid membrane; chloroplast envelope.